Pteronotus mesoamericanus is the source of this 2619-nucleotide messenger RNA. It is a transcript of the gene ZNF473, whose product is annotated as zinc finger protein 473. The transcript has 3 exons. NCBI's taxonomy places the organism in Eukaryota, Metazoa, Chordata, Mammalia, Chiroptera, Mormoopidae. Gene Ontology annotation, molecular function: DNA-binding transcription repressor activity, RNA polymerase II-specific. Gene Ontology annotation, biological process: negative regulation of transcription by RNA polymerase II. The record is from RefSeq and is a predicted model, not a curated record.
AUGUUUCAGUAAUUUGUGAACGUCAAGGACGUGGCCAUGGACUUCACUUUGGAGGACUGGGAGCAGCUGGGGUUGGACCAGGGGGACCUGUUCUGGGACACGGCACUGGACAACUACCAGAACCUCUUCUUGCUGAACCCCCUCAGACCCAACCUGACUGAUCCAGAUGGCGGGGAAGAGCUGAAGACCCUGGUGAGAGGAAGUUCAGAAGUGAUAGGCCCUGACAUAGCUGAGGCCAAGAUCUCUCUGCCACAAGAAUUGUUGGAAGAGGGACUCUCUCAGGAGAUUACGGAGACGUUUUCCAAGGACGGCCUCUGGAACUCCAACUUGGGAGAUGCCUGCAUGGGUGAGAGCUGGUUGGAUAGUUUGCUAGGAGAUCCAGAAAGGCUUCUGAGCUCUGACGCUGUCACCAACAAGGAAAGUCCCAGAGAGUGCACAAGUCAUGAACUUGAGAGUGGCCUUAGUCUUGAGUCCCUCCUUUUUACAGGAGAGGAUUCCCUGGUCCCUGAUCUUUCCAAGAAGAGCCUGACACCAGCUAAGUUUCAGGAAUGUAAGAAUGACUUUGGCUCCCAUUCAGACCAGAGUCAGCAGGAUACUGUCCAGGAAGGGGCGAAACCAUAUAAAUGUAGUGAAUGUGGGAAGAACUUCAGCAGGAGUUGCAAUCUUCUCCAGCACUGGAUUAUUCAUAUGAGGGAGAAACCAACUGGGAAUCAAGAGUAUGAGGAUGGUUUCAACCAGAAUUCUUGCCUUUUUGUGUAUCCAACGACUGACACAGGCUUCAAAUCCUAUGUGUGUAACAAGUGUGGAGAAACUUUUAAUCACAACACACCCUUUCUGUGUCAUCAGAAAAUUCACACUGAAGAAAAAACACACAAGACUCAAGACAGUGACCAUCCAUCAGGUCCUGGCUCACAGUCUGUUGAGCAACAGGGCACCCACAAAGGUGGCAAAUCCUACAAGUGUAAUGAGUGUGGCAAGAGUUUCAGCCAAACUAUUCAUCUUACUCAGCAUCAGAAGACCCACAGGUGGAAACGCUAUGAAUGUGCCAAAUGCAAGGCCACCUUCAACUUUAACAAACACCUCCUCCAGCACCAGAAAAUUCAUGCUGCAAAAACUGCCUCUGAAUGUCAGGAAUGCGGGAAGGCUUUCAGGCAAAGGUCAUCCCUCAUCAAACACCAGUCUGUUCACACUGGAGAAAAGCCUUAUAAGUGUGAUGAAUGUGGGAAAGCCUUCAGCCAUAUCUUGACCCUAAAGAGCCACCAAAGGAGUCAUAGUAGAGAGAAACCUUACAAAUGCAAUGAAUGUGGGAAAGCCUUCUACCGGAACACUCACCUGAAUGAACAUCAGAGGAUUCACACAGGCUACAGGCCCCACAAAUGUGACAAAUGCAACAAAAGUUUCAGCCGGCCUUCCCACCUGAUUAGACACCAGUCUGUUCAUGCCACAGAAAAGCCCUACAGCUGUGCUGAAUGCAAGGUGACCUUUAGUCGCAGUGAACGCCUUGUUCAACACCAAAAAAUCCAUGCUGUAGAAACCCGUCAUGAAUGUCAGGAGUGUGGUGAGCACUUCGUUUGCAGCUCGACCCUAACUAGCCACCAGAGCAUUCACACCCAAGAAAAACAAGGACUUGAUAAGAGUGGAGAGAUCUUAAAUCAGAACCUAGAACAAAAAGAGCAUCCAAGGACUGGGGAGAAGCACUUUAAGUGUAACAAAUGUGAGAAAAGCUUCAGUUGCAGCAAAUACCUGACUCAGCAUGAGAAGCUUCAUACCAGGGAGAAGCCCUUUGAGUGUAACCAGUGUGGGAAAGCCUUUGGCCAAAGUACACAACUCAUUCGCCACCAGAUGAUCCACUCUGGAGUGAGGCCAUAUAAAUGUGAGGACUGUGGGAAGGCCUUCAUUCGUAGCACCUCCCUCACCAAACAUCAGUGCAUCAACAAGAGCAAGGACCCCUUUAAGUGUAAUGAACGUGGAAAGACUUUCAGCCACAGUGCACAUCUCUCAGAACAUAAGUUAAUAUACACUGUGGAGAAGCCCUUUAAAUGUAACCACUGUGACAGAGUCUUUGGGCACAGUAAAUACCUUAUUCAGCAUCAGAGAACUCAUACUGGAAAGACAUCUUUUGAGUGUAAUAAAUGCGGAAAAACAUUCAGACACCGAUGGCGCCUUUCUAAACACCAGAAGGUUCACACACAUGAGAAACCCUAUACAUGUGGCGACUGUGGGAAAACCUUCAGCUUGAACGCUCCACUCAUUCGACACCAGAGAGUUCACAGUGGGGAAAAGCCUUACUUUUGCCAGGAAUGUGGGAAAGCCUUCAGCCAGAGCUCAUGCCUUUCUGUUCACCUCAGAGUUCAUACUGGGGAGAAGCCCUACCUGUGUGCUGAAUGUGGGAAAGGCUUUUCCCAGAAAGCAAAUCUGAGGCAGCAUGAGAAAGUUCACACGGGGGAGAAGCCUUACAUCUGUGAUGUGUGUGGGAAAGCCUUUGGCCUCAGUGCCCAUCUCAGUCAGCACCAGAGAAUUCACACCCAAGAGAAACCAUAUCAAUGUCAACACUGUCAGAAAGCCUUUCGCUUCUACUUAGGUCUCUGCCGACAUCAGCAAGUACACGCUCAAAAGUAA